UUCUUAAUUUAUUUUUUCGCUGCGUUUUUCGUUUCGCUCUUCUUCCAAGUCUGCGAGAAUUCGCAAGUUUUAUUGAUGCAAGGCUGAGUUCUUCUUCGUGCGAGGUGAAUCCGAAAGCUCUUUCCAUAACCACGUCUUCUUCUUCUUCAUCGUCAUCUUCGUCGUCGUCUCGUCCCUUUAACGUGUUUGGUUUCUUUUUUGCCUUUUUUUUGUGGUUUUGUGUAUUUCUCCUUGUGUUGAUUGUAUCGUUGUUCUUGGGGGGUAUAAGAAUCACGCCAAGUUGACAUCUUGAUUCAGAUAGAUUCGUAACUUUGGGUACCCAUUUACCCAGUUUUGUUUCUCGACGUGGGUUUUAAAUGCUUUGAGUUCUGCCAUGGAGGUUAACGCAAGUUACCUAUCCGCUCUUUCCUCUCUCGUUGAAUGUGUACACAUAUGCAUAUGCGAGGUUUUGAUGUAGUCCUUCCCCAGCUCCUUUGAAAGGGGUUACUUUUUCUCUUCGCAAUGAAUCGGGCAGCAGUUGUAUCGAUUUAGUUCGAUUAAUGCUGUUGGAAGAUAGUCGUGUCGGGGAUUUACCACGAAUUGGUUGUUCUGUGGAACUGGAUGGUGUUGGAAAAACGUCAGCUUUGGGCUUCGGAAUUGGUCAUUAAUGUGGCUUUUCUGGGAUCUGAGGGUUUGAAGACCAGAGUUCAUCAGAUUACCUGCAUUGUCUUCAAUAUUAUGGUUGAUCUUGAUGUAUGACGUCAAGUUAUAGACUUUGAGUUGGCUUGCUUGUUCACAUCGAUUUAGGAAUUUGUGUUGGAUGAAGUUUCUGUGUCACUGGUAGAUUUGCCUUUGCCGAUAAUAUCUCUUGGUUGGUUCCUUCAGAUGGAGCAGAUCCGUUCAGAUAACUUGGAAGGACUUGCAGAUGAAUCUUCUGAGCAGUUGAUGGAUUCUCCAUCUUCUUCAUAUCUCAAUGGACUUUAUGGAGAGCAGGAUGUACUUCCGCGUGUUGGAGAUCAGUAUCAGGCAGAAAUCCCUGAUCUAAUCCCAGAAGAUGAUCGUUUAAAGCUCAUUAACGUCUCUGAAUCCAAGCCUCAUCCUCAGAAUCCCUUCUCACUUUUGCCGAUCCAACUCAUGUGGACAGGAAGUGAAAAAUUCAGAGGUUUCUGCGAAACUAACGGGAACUAUGUGCCGAAUGAUGACGACCCUUUAGCCAAAGCUGAUCCGGCUGCUGGUAGCAAAGUGAGGACUAUUGUUCUGGCAUUGCCAUGUCAAAAAAAUGUCAAGUUCAAAUUCGACUGUCUAGGCAAAAGCCUUAACCCGUUUCCUGGGUCACUGGGCGAAUCGUGGGAAGAUCUUGAGCAGAAGAGGUUUCUCCUCGGCCUUUACUGUCUAGGGAAAAACCUUGCCUUUGUGCAGAAGUUUGUUGGGAGCAAGAGUAUGGGAGAUGUAUUGUCAUACUAUUAUGGCGGAUUUUACAGGUCUAGCGAGUAUAGGAGAUGGGCAGAUGGACGUAGAUUGAGAAGCAGACGGUCCAUCCAAUGCCAUAAGUUACUUACCGGUUGGAGGCAGCAGGAACUGUUGUCCCGGAUUUCGUCUCAUGUAUCCGAGGAAUGCAAGAGUACAUUGCUUGAGGUAUCUAAAGCAUUCAGAGAAGAGAAAAUAGCAUUGGAGGAGUAUGUCUUUACUUUGAAAAGCUCAGUUGGAACAGAUAUUCUUAUAGAAGCAAUUGGUAUAGGUAAAGGGAAAAAGGACCUCACCAAUGGUGCGGUAGAGCCUCCCAAGACAAAUCUGGCUAACUCUGGAAACUCUGAAGUACCAACAGGGAGAGCUUGUUCAUCUCUCUCACCUGCUGAUAUUGUGAGGUACUUGACUGGAGGCUUCAGGCUGAGCAAGGCCAGGUCGAGUGAUCUUUUCUGGGAAGCUGUAUGGCCGCGCCUGUUGGCAAGAGGGUGGCACUCUGAGCAGCCGAGAGACCACCAAGUUAGGAAUUCUCUGGUUUUCCUCAUACCAGGAGCCAAGAAAUUCUCCAGGAGGAGAAUGGUGAAGGGUAAUCACUACUUUGAUUCUGUCACUGAUGUAUUGAACAAAGUGGCUUUGGAUCCAACGCUUCUUGAGUUUGAUGCUGAGGCGAUUAGAGAGAAUUGGAACAUAGAAGACAGAGAUGGGAAUGAACAACUGGUAAAUUCAGAUGAGUUUGAUGAUUCUUCACCUGACAGCAAGAGGCAGAGGUACCUGCAGCCACAGAAAAGUAGUAAAAACCUUGAUGUAAUGAUGUUUACAAUUGUGGACACGAGCACAACACACGGGGUGGAGAGACGUAUGUCCAGAGAGAUGAGAUGUUUGCCUGUGGAAACAGGUGGUUCAUCGACAUUUUCCCCCAGCUUCUCGAGUCAAUCUGAGGAUAACUCGUCAGAAUAUAUGGAAAACAAGGCAGAGAGGAAGGCCAAAUCGACAACCGUGAGAGAAUGCAGUGAUUCUUUGGUUCAUGCAAGUGGGGCCAGACUCAGUUCUUGUAAAACCAGCUCUUUAAACAUGUCAACAGACAAUGUCUUAAGCCAGUGCUCUGUUUUUCCCAGUGAGAGUCAUCAGAAGAAGAACCGGAAAGUGAAGCCAAAGGAUCCAAAUAGGUUGUCCUUUGUUGGCAAAAGGAGUAGUUUAGCCGCUUGGACUAUAGGAGAGUUGGGAUAUUGUGACGAAACUCCGUCCAGGAAGAAGAAAUCAAAGACCAAGGAAACUGAUAUGGGACCAAAGUCACGAAAUACCCAUCAAGACGUGGUAAUGAGAGAAGAAGACAGAGAUCAGCCUCAUAAACUGUCCUCAGCCAACUCUUUAGCAGGAGACAGCUCUAAUGGAAGAAAUGAACUCUCCCUGGAAAAACCCGAAACCCAUGAGCAUUUUGAAAUGAACAAUUCUCAACUCCAGGUGGAGGGUGAAGCUGAAGUAGUGCAGAACAAUGAGAGCUCUUGGACUGAGCAUUCUUCCAUCAAAUUGAACGUGGAGCUGCCCAAUGGUGAGGAGAGUGCAUAUCAGCAACCUGGCAGGAGGCAAAGCACAAGGAGCCGGCCAUUGACGGCUAAGGCUCUGGAAGCUUUUGCAUUCGGGUUCCUUGGUAGCUCGAAGAAGAAGAGAAAGGAACCAGAGGAAGAUUCAAGAUACAGAUCAAGAACAAAGUCCUCAAAACACAAGCACGAUCACAUGGUUGUGACUGCCGAGUUCAGAAAUGGCAUGACGAAUAAUGAUUUUUCAAACACCGACGAAAAUGGGUAGAGAUUGAAGUUGAUAGUUGUUACCAGUAAAGGAGAGCAUUGCAGUCAGCCAUGGCGCCUCAAUGAUAUAGUUGAAAGAACUUGGGUCAAGCAGUAGAAUUUAACAGUUAAUAUAUACAUAUAGCCAACAGAAAUGUUGUCAUAUUGCUGAGUCACUAUAGUUAACAAUCUUUUUGCGUCCUCUGUUUCUGAUUAGUUGUGUGCUUGCUGUAAUACAGUACGUCAAUGUUCCGGCUGAAGGAAGGAAUAUACACAUGGUGAACUCUGAUCUUUUCCCAUCAUCAGAUCAAACCAGGUCAGAUGUGCUUUUAAAUAGUGGGAUGGUUUAUCCUCAGAAGUAAAGUCUUAACUGAGUUGAUAUAACUCCACCUCGUCAAUGUCUUUCCA
Tarenaya hassleriana is the source of this 3635-nucleotide messenger RNA. RefSeq lists its product as uncharacterized. Bases 865 to 3249 code for a protein of 794 amino acids. The record is from RefSeq and is a predicted model, not a curated record. Lineage: Eukaryota; Viridiplantae; Streptophyta; Magnoliopsida; Brassicales; Cleomaceae. The transcript is spliced from 2 exons. Gene Ontology annotation, cellular component: nucleus. Gene Ontology annotation, molecular function: transcription corepressor activity.